Oreochromis aureus is the source of this 979-nucleotide messenger RNA. RefSeq lists its product as uncharacterized. Bases 74 to 979 code for a protein of 301 amino acids. Lineage: Eukaryota; Metazoa; Chordata; Actinopteri; Cichliformes; Cichlidae. The transcript has 6 exons. The record is from RefSeq and is a predicted model, not a curated record.
AACAAACAGCAUCUGUGCCUUGAAAGGUUCAUCAGUAAAUCUGUCCUGCUCACAUCAACAUCCAACUUCUAGCAUGAACUGGUACAGUGUACACAGGGGGGGCUUCAAGAUUGAGACCUCUGCAGAUGGAAAGUACAGCAUGUCAGCAGAGAGUAACUUGACUCUGACAGUCAACAAUCUAGCAGAGAAUGAUGCAAACAUUUACUGCUGCAGAGAACCUGCUGACAAAUCAGACUGUGGCCAAAGGGGAAUUUCUCUCAGUGUUGCAGAGCUGCAGGUAAAGGUGAUUCCUGCCACAGAGGGACAGACAGUAACACUGAUGUGCAGCAGCAGCUGUCCUCUGACUGAAAAGCCUGCAGCCUACAUCUGGUACAAGAACAGAGAGUUUCUCUAUGAGGACUGGUCUCCCUGGUACCAAGAGCUGCUCAGCAGUGAGGAAGCAGUCACAUACUCCUGUGCUGUCAAAGGCUACGAGGAUCUCAGAGCCCCUGAAGUCUCUGUGGAUUUCAUCACAUCAGCAUGCUUCAGUGUGACCUAUGCUAAAAGGGAAAUGUGCCGUUAUGAGCAGGCAUCAGAAGAUGAGCCUUAUUCCAUCACAUUUCCCAGAGAGGUCUAUAUCGUGAGGACUAGUGGGAACACACUGACCUGUAGCAGCUUGUGUCCUCUGACUGACCCUCAAACUGUCUAUGUGUGGUAUGAAAAUGGAAAACCUUUUAGGGAAAAUCAGCAUCUCAACAAUGAACACAGUCGUGUGGAGUAUCACGACAACGUGAAGAACCAACACAUCCUGACCAUCAAAAACCUGAAGAAGAAUGACUCAGGAGAAUAUACAUUCAUCCUGAAAGGAAAUGAUAAAGAACUGAAACUGCCUGGAGUCUUUUUGAUUGUCACAGCUGAGAGUGAAGAUGAGUCCUUCUGCAGUGGUGACAGAGGGUCAGAGAGUCACACUGACCUGCAGUACCAGCUGUCCUCUGACUGA